Messenger RNA from Nycticebus coucang (slow loris), 3849 nucleotides. It is a transcript of the gene CORO2B, whose product is annotated as coronin 2B. Lineage: Eukaryota; Metazoa; Chordata; Mammalia; Primates; Lorisidae. Gene Ontology annotation, biological process: actin filament organization. The transcript has 12 exons. The coding region runs from base 591 to 2033 and encodes 480 amino acids. Gene Ontology annotation, molecular function: actin filament binding. The record is from RefSeq and is a predicted model, not a curated record.
GGCGCCCGAGAACCAAGGUCGCCGCCCACUCCCCCGGCAGGUGCCAGGUGCCAGCCUCGCCUCGCCGCGUGGCGUCCGCGGGCCCGAAGGGGUUAAGGCCGCGGGCCUGGUCACUUGCCCGGGGCUCCGGGAGCGGCGGUGCCGGGUGGCCGGCGGUCGAGCUGGGAGGUUGGGGCACGGCAGCGGCCCGGCCGCGCUCCCUCCUCCUCCUCCCUCCGCCUCCUCCUUUGUAGCGAGUUCCCGGCCCCUCUUCCUCCCCCCGCCCCCCAGCCCCGGCCCGCUCCCUCUCUUCCUUUCUUCCUGCCUCGCCUUCCUGCGGCGAAGGAGGUUCAUCUAUUAUAAAUGCACAUUCUGGGCUGACAUCAGCGCCGAGCGGCGGGCAAGCGCCAACGAGCGGUCCCUGCGCGCUGCCCGCCCGGAGCGCGGCCCCCAGACUCCGCAGAGCAGCCCGCGGGGCGCCGGGAGCGCGCGGAGAGCCGCCCGGGCCGCAAGCUCGCCAAGCCGCGCCGGACCCCUUCCCGCCGCUGCCUGGGGCCGCAGCCGCCCCCGCACGCCGCGCCCGCGCCCCCGCACCGCCGGGGAGUUUCUGCAUGACUGUCACAAAGAUGUCCUGGCGUCCGCAAUACCGAAGCUCCAAGUUCCGGAAUGUCUACGGGAAGGUGGCCAACCGGGAGCAUUGCUUUGACGGGAUCCCCAUCACCAAGAAUGUGCACGAUAACCACUUCUGCGCUGUCAACACACGCUUCCUGGCCAUUGUCACUGAGAGCGCUGGAGGUGGCUCCUUCCUGGUCAUCCCCCUGGAGCAGACAGGCAGGAUUGAGCCCAACUACCCCAAGGUCUGUGGUCACCAGGGCAAUGUGCUGGACAUCAAAUGGAACCCCUUCAUUGACAACAUCAUUGCCUCAUGCUCAGAGGACACAUCGGUUCGGAUCUGGGAGAUUCCCGAGGGCGGGCUGAAGCGGAACAUGACCGAGGCACUCCUGGAGCUGCACGGGCACAGCCGGCGCGUGGGGCUGGUCGAGUGGCACCCCACCACCAACAACAUCCUGUUUAGUGCGGGCUAUGACUACAAGGUCCUCAUCUGGAACCUGGAUGUGGGCGAGCCGGUGAAGAUGAUUGACUGCCACACGGAUGUGAUUCUCUGCAUGUCCUUCAACACAGAUGGUAGCCUACUUACCACCACGUGCAAAGACAAGAAGCUGCGUGUGAUCGAGCCCCGCUCCGGCCGUGUUCUGCAGGAGGCAAACUGCAAAAACCACAGAGUGAAUCGGGUGGUGUUCCUGGGGAACAUGAAGCGGCUCCUCACGACAGGGGUCUCCAGGUGGAACACCAGACAGAUUGCACUCUGGGACCAGGAAGACCUGUCCAUGCCCCUGAUAGAAGAGGAAAUCGAUGGGCUCUCGGGCCUCCUGUUUCCUUUCUAUGAUGCUGACACCCACAUGCUCUACCUGGCUGGAAAGGGGGAUGGAAACAUCCGCUACUACGAGAUCAGCACGGAGAAGCCCUACCUGAGUUACCUCAUGGAGUUUCGCUCCCCAGCCCCACAGAAAGGCCUAGGAGUCAUGCCCAAGCAUGGGCUGGAUGUGUCGGCCUGUGAAGUGUUCCGCUUCUACAAGCUGGUCACUCUCAAGGGCCUGAUCGAGCCUAUCUCCAUGAUCGUACCCCGCAGGUCGGAUUCAUACCAGGAAGACAUUUACCCCAUGACACCGGGCACGGAGCCAGCCCUGACCCCGGAUGAAUGGCUAGGAGGCAUCAAUAGAGAUCCUGUGCUGAUGUCUUUGAAAGAAGGCUAUAAGAAGUCCUCAAAAAUGGUAUUUAAGGCUCCCAUCAAAGAAAAGAAGAGUGUUGUGGUCAAUGGCAUAGAUUUAUUAGAAAACGUCCCGCCCAGGACAGAGAACGAGCUCCUACGAAUGUUCUUCCGGCAGCAGGAUGAGAUCCGAAGGUUGAAGGAGGAGCUGGCCCAGAAGGACAUCCGCAUUCGGCAGCUCCAGCUGGAACUGAAAAACUUGCGCAACAGCCCCAAGAACUGUUAGCUCCCCAGUUGGGCUGUUUUCGAAGCCGAUCUCUCCGUUUCUACUUGUCCCUUAACUUCCCUUUAUCCAGUGACCCCAGAGACAGAGCCAGGACUGGAGGCCAGCCUGAGGACCCCACCUACCACCUCAAGAACUGGAAGCCAACCUUUGACCUCCUGACCUCAUGCUAAUAAAAGUCCCCAGCCCCUCCUGGAGACCCCCUGCUGGGUGGUCUUCCUUUUUUUCCCCCCCCUGCCAGCCCAGGAGCCAGCCUUCCCCUCUGCUGGGUGAAGACCACAGACUCCCUGAGGAGGUGCCCUCAAUGGACCAGGGAGCAGGGAGGGAAGUGGGAUCCCAGUUAAACUUGGAACUUGAACUUUUCCCCUGCCCAGGGGACUGGGAGGAUGAGGACAUCUCAUCACUCUCUGCUGGAGGUCUCAGCAUCCUUGAUGGAACCACAGAGUAAGGGCUGGGUCACAGGCUCAAGUGCUUCCUCCCUGCUUCCCACCUGACCCACCUGACAAAGGCGGCCAGCAGCCCAGACCCAUCUGUCUCCUCCCCUCCCUACCUUGUCUUCAGGGAAUUAAAAGGAUUGCUCUCCAAGGCCAUACUGACCCCUUUGCCUUCCCCAGGACUCUCUUCAAAGCUCUUGCAUACCCUUUUCCCAUUUAAUUUAUGAGCCAAGCAAGGUUGGGAUUAGUGUCCCCAUUUGACAAAUGACAGAACUAAGGGUUGCAAUGGGGAAGCGACAUGCUAAGUCACCCAGCAGGUCAGUGGUGAACCCAGUGCCAGGACCCUGGGUAUCCAGACCCCAAGGCCAGGGCCUUUCCCACUGCAUCAAGAUGCCAAUCCCAUUGUGGGCUUCACCAGUGCCCAAGUCUCUGUGGAGAAUGAGAACUGGAAGCCAUCCCCCCUGUCUGCCCAGCACCAGUAGUGCCCACGUGCCACACUGCCUGGCCAAGGCCCCUCUGCUCAGUGCCCCUAGGUCCUCCUGGCCCUGAACCCUCAGCUCUCACCUCCCCCAUCUUCCCUGGGGACUCCAUCUGAGAUGAGGCCUCUUCCUCCUGAAGGCUGAGGCCGAAGAGGGUGGAGCUUGGCCCCAGGGAGGCAGAGCAGGGUCUGAAGGCACCUAGGAGUGCUCUGCGUGUCUCUCGCUGCCGCUAGCUCAGCUACUUUCAGCCUUACGCACGUAGAAUGACCGCGGCCACUCGCAUCAGCAUAGCACUUUAAGGUUUACACAGUUCUUUGACACAUAGGACCUCACUGAGCCUCAUAUCCACCCCAUUUUGCAGAUGAGGAAACAGAGAGAAGUGGCCCAAGGUCACAUCUCUGAGAUGCCACGUUUCAUUUGGUCUUCUAUACGUUUUCUUUUGUUCCUUCUUCUCUCCCUUCAUUUCCCACUACCCACACAGUUUAUAAACACUGUUCUCAGAAGGGUUACCGUCUGGGGGUGAGAUCUGAGGAUCAAGAAAUGGGUGUCCACUCUUCCCUCUCAUUAGCUAGGAUCUACUAGGUGCAUUACACCCCACUCCCGCUCUUCCCAUGGCCACCCUACGGAAUAUUCCAUCCAUUAAGGCCAGGGCUAUUCAAGGCCCUCUAGGUGAGCUGGGCCUGCGGAAGCCUCCUGGCCCUUGGGCCUUUGCUGUAAGAACCUUCCAUCCUCUCAGCCAGCUAAAGCAGGGCCACCUCCUCCCACCCCUGCAGCUAGACAGUGUCAGCUUUCAUCUCCUCCCCACAUUUCCAGAGCUUUUUUUCUUCCUCAUUGACAUUUGUGGUCUUCUGUGAUUAUUUAUGCUGCCUCCCAAGGAUAGAAUUGAAAUAAAAUGUUUUCAACUUA